Nannospalax galili (Upper Galilee mountains blind mole rat) is the source of this 1069-nucleotide messenger RNA. RefSeq names its product fatty acid binding protein 2 (gene Fabp2). Gene Ontology annotation, cellular component: cytosol; nucleus. The transcript has 6 exons. Bases 325 to 723 code for a protein of 132 amino acids. Lineage: Eukaryota; Metazoa; Chordata; Mammalia; Rodentia; Spalacidae. Gene Ontology annotation, molecular function: fatty acid binding. Gene Ontology annotation, biological process: fatty acid transport. The record is from RefSeq and is a predicted model, not a curated record.
GAGAACAUCAGAAUGAAGAGGAUCUGAAAAGUCUAAGGACUAAGACAAGCCCUCUGGCUUGUUCUGAGGCACUGAGAAUUCUAAAGCUAAGAAGUGCUGAUUUAAGACAAGACAAGGCGUUUCCUUAUGUGGCAGACGGUGAUUAACACAGAAACCCACAGCUGGCCAGUGUGCAGAGAACAAGGGGCUGCAGAGUGCUUAUCCCUCAAUAGGACACCGAUUUCAAAGUUCUGCCUCCCAAGGUUCAGGGAUCGUUGUUGAAGAGGAGUCAGAAAGACGGACGGAACCAGUCUCUGCUUUGCUAGGGGUCCACAGAGCCAGACCAUGGCAUUCGACGGCAGUUGGAAAGUAGACCGGAGCAACGACUAUGACAAGUUAAUGGAAAAAAUGGGUAUUAACAAGGCGAAAAGGGUGGUUGCGGCUCAUGACAAUCUGAAACUGACAAUCACACAAGAAGGAAAUAAAUUCACGGUCAAAGAAUCAAGCGUCUUUCGAACUGUCAAUAUUGUUUUUGAACUUGGUGUCACCUUUAAUUAUAGUCUAGCAGAUGGAACUGAACUCACAGGGGUCUGGAACAUUGAAGGAAAUAAACUUGUUGGAAAAUUCACACGUGCAGACAAUGGAAAGGAACUGCUUGUUGUCCGAGAAAUUUCUGGUGGUGAACUAAUCCAGACCUACACAUAUGAAGGAGUCCAAGCCACGAGGGUCUUUAAAAAGGAAUGAGCAUGGUUCUCGGAGCACAGAACAACACUGGAUGGAAGGCCCAUGGAAGACCCUCAAGGUUCUUUUCUCCCUUUCUCCAGUGCAACACUACCAUCUGACUCAGCCUUUCAUAGACCUGGUGUAUUUCCAGUCUUGUCCAAGCAAAGAAAGCAAAAUUAAUUAGGACUUAAUUUGUUUUGUGUUUCAUAAAAUACACAUUGAUUGCUGUUUUUAAAAAAAAUAUAUUUUUCUCAUAUUGCUUUCUAAGUAAGUAGUGUCUCCUUUAAAAAAAAAAAAAGUUGUGGCCUUUAAAGUAACAGUUGGACUGAGGUUGGAGAGAUGGCUCAGGAGUUAAGACUAGUGGUUG